ACCUUCAAGAUGGCUAGUGAUGAUGCCGUCCGAUCUGGGAACGGUUCAAUACACCAUGUGAAAAAUGGUAAAACAAAUGGUUUUCAUCGCCACAAAAACGGACACAAUACCAAUGGAAAGAAUGGAGAUUCUAAAAAGAAGCCUGACUGGCAGGACGACUUCUGGGAAUCCUUUGAAGAGACUCCUAUCAUAGCUGCUAUAUACACUUAUUUCUGCUUCGGACUGCUUGUUGUUUUUGGACAUAUUCGUGACUUUUUAAGAAAUAUUGGAAUAGAGAAAGUAAAAUCAUGCACAGAACCAAAAUUACCUGGAUUUGUUCCACUGUAUCAGAGCUGGGAGAGUUUUUACACCAGGAACAUUUAUCGCCGAAUAAGAGACUGCUGGAACAGACCAGUGACAAGUGGAGCUGGAGCCGAGUUAGAUGUUGUGGAGAGGGUAUCCAACGACAAUGGCUGGAACUUUACAAAUACGGGCAAAACACAUCGUGUGAUGAAUUUGGGAUCCUACAAUUACCUUGGAUUUUCUCAAAAUUAUGGGCCGUGUGCAGAUGCUGCAGAGGAAUCUACCAAAAAAUUUGGGAUGUCAUUUUGUAGCAGUCCUCAGCAUUUAGGUUACUCUAAGUUGCACAAAGAACUGGAUGAACUUGUUGCUGAAUUUGUUGGUGUGGAGGCAGCGUUUACCCUCCCAAUGGGCUUUGCCACCAAUUCAAUGAACAUGCCAUGUCUUGUCAGUAAGGGUAGUUUGAUUUUGAGUGAUUCUCUGAACCAUGCCUCACUAGUGCUAGGAUCCAGACUGACUGGUGCCACUAUCAGGACCUUCAAACACAACAAUAUGACAGAUUUGGAGGAUAAGCUUCGUACAGCGGUGAUUGAGGGCCAGCCCAGAACACACAGGCCCUGGAAAAAAAUCCUGAUAGUUGUGGAAGGAGUGUACAGUAUGGAGGGAUCCAUUAUCCGUCUACCAGAUGUGAUUCGUCUAAAGAAGAAGUACAAAGCUUAUAUCUACUUAGACGAGGCUCACAGCAUAGGGGCACUGGGGCCAAAUGGAAAGGGUGUUGUCGACUAUUUUGGACUGGAUCCCCGUGAUAUCGAUGUCAUGAUGGGGACAUUUACGAAGAGUUUUGGUGCAGCAGGAGGGUACAUUGGUGGAUCAAAGAAAUUGGUGCAACAUUUACGAGUGAAUUCUCAUGCAGCGCUUUACUCCGUCUCGAUGUCGCCGUGUGUCACACAGCAAGUGAUCUCCUCAAUGAGGAUUGUCAUGGGACUAGAUAACACAUUAGAAGGAAAAAGAAAAAUUCAACAGCUGAAAUGGAACACAAGGUACUUUAGACAUCGCCUACAUAAAUUGGGCUUCAUCGUCUACGGCAACAAGGAUUCGCCCGUGGUUCCACUGCUUAUGUUUAUGCCUACGAAAGUCGCAGCCUUUGCUCGUAUGACACUGGAUCGAGGCCUGGGUGUGGUAGUGGUAGGUUUCCCAGCCACGCCCAUCAGUGAAUGCCGAGCCAGAUUCUGUGUGUCUGCUGCACACACCAAAGAACAGUUGGACAAGGCACUUGCUAUCAUCGAUGAGUUAGGUGAACUUCUUGGCCUCAAAUAUUCCACUAUGGCUGUGCCGUCUCAUGAUGAGACAGACAUUCAGCUAAUCGAGUGAACAUAUCUCGAAGUUCCUUCAUCAUCAUCACCAUCAUAAGAGUGGAUUGGUGGUCCAGAAGAGAGAAGCAUUUUAUUUCACGGGCAGAAAAAUCUGCUUUAUCGCUGGAUCAUCAUAUGAAGCUAUGCGUCUUCAAAUCCUAGCUUUGUAACCUGAGUUUACGGUUAUAACUAAGAUCAACCAUCAACUUGAUGAUUGACGGAGGAGAAGACAUUCAUCACAUUGCCAUAUGUGUACUUGAAACCAGACGAGACAUCAGUGAAGAUGUAUGUGUCUAUGUGUUCAAUUUUUAUCAGGGAAUGAAAGAAACAAGUGUUAUUUUUACAUGUGCAUGU
This is a messenger RNA of Pecten maximus, 1985 nucleotides long. Its product is annotated as serine palmitoyltransferase 2-like. The transcript has 13 exons. The record is from RefSeq and is a predicted model, not a curated record. Bases 10 to 1650 code for a protein of 546 amino acids. Gene Ontology annotation, biological process: ceramide biosynthetic process; sphingosine biosynthetic process. NCBI's taxonomy places the organism in Eukaryota, Metazoa, Mollusca, Bivalvia, Pectinida, Pectinidae. Gene Ontology annotation, molecular function: serine C-palmitoyltransferase activity; pyridoxal phosphate binding. Gene Ontology annotation, cellular component: serine palmitoyltransferase complex.